GCAGGAACGGUUUCCAAAUUCGUUCCCAGUGAGUUCAAUUUGGACUACAAGCUACCGGAAGACAUCCUUGUUUACCCUCCUAAAUUGCAGCCGGUAGAAGCAGCGGAAGAACUAGCGAGAUAUCCGCAUCUGAGCUGGACGCUGCUUCGAAAUGGUAUAUUUCUCGACUAUCUUGGGCUACCCUGCAAGCCUAUUCAAACUUCUUUAACGCCAUUGUGGCUCUUUCUUGACCUUGACCACAAGAUGUGUCAUGUUCCUGAUGACGGAUCACAGACACUUGUACUAACUCACUCAAGCGACGUGGCCAGAUACCUCGAGCGCUUGAUAUGCCUCCCGGGUGAGCAAUGGCCCCGGGAGAGUGCUGUCAUCGGUAACAAACUACAACCUAAGGAUAUUGUUAGUAUUGCUGAGCAGGCAACAGGGCAAAAGUUUGAAAUAGUUUUUGACUUAAGGGACAAUAUUCGAGGUGGCAAACCAGUAAUUUUGCCAUCAAACACAAAGCAAGAGGUGCUUGGUGGUGAUAUGGAAACGCUCUAUGCUGUGGUUGCUGGCACGAUUCUCGCAGCGGCUGGAAACGGAUACGACAUUCCGGGCACGGAUCUGAGUACCCUCUUCCCUGAUGUCCGCAGGACAACUAUUGAAGACUUUUUGAAGUCAUGCUGGGCACUGAAAACGAAGGCAUGA
Molecule: messenger RNA, 684 nt
Organism: Aspergillus uvarum CBS 121591
Lineage: Eukaryota; Fungi; Ascomycota; Eurotiomycetes; Eurotiales; Aspergillaceae
Exons: 3
Source: RefSeq, a predicted model, not a curated record